Messenger RNA from Dicrocoelium dendriticum, 449 nucleotides. Lineage: Eukaryota; Metazoa; Platyhelminthes; Trematoda; Plagiorchiida; Dicrocoeliidae. The record is from the annotation of a GenBank genome assembly.
CAACCAACCUAAUCGCACCCCUUGUUGUUGCUGACGUUGCACCAUGCAGUCUGAAGGUACUGCAGGAACUGAAGGCCAUUACAUGUAACACGUCACAAAUGCAUUGCAUGCACUCAACUUUAUUUUUAGAUGAGUUAUGUCUCAUGCGAUCAGAACUGGUCGACCAUCGCCGCAUGUCCGAAGCAAUUCUGCAGAUGCUGCAACGACAGUCCCAAAGCCUUGCACCGGGACUUUCUCUGCCAUUCAUCUUUCUUAGUGAGCUUAAGAGAUAUGAUGAACGGCUGAAGGACCAACAUUUCAAAAAGUCAACCAUUUGUGUGCUGUGCACGGUGCUAACGUGCAAAUCGUCGUCCGGGGUACCAUGGAGCGGCUAAUGAUAAGAUCAGUUGCCGCGGAGAUGAAUUACUCCGGAGCAAGAGGUUUGUUUGCAUUCAGGCGAACAAAUAUAC